AUCAGUGUUAAUUAUUCUAACCCAAAAACCAUAAUUGGCCACGGCCCCGCGUUCACUGUCAAAGAACAUGGGUUGUUUAUUCGUGGGUGUGGUCGCAGCAAAGUGAAAUAUGUGUCGGGUUGUCGCCUACGAGGACAAACUGUUCCAGCUCGUCCACUGUCACGAUAUUGUCUGUCGAGGACGUGACAGGUGUGACAUUUUUGGAGUGCCUCAUUGGAACCGCAAAACCCCGCCGACAAAGAUGACGGACUCCAUACCGCCAGACACCACCGCCGUCCCGGACCCGGCUGUUGUGGAUCACACGGCGGUGAACGGCCAGUGCGAGCAGGCGGAUUCCCAGCAACAACAACAGCAGCAGCAGCAGCAGCAGCAACAGCAGCCCAGCACAGAAAGUCAGGGAGAGGGCUUUAACAUGGACCAGGAGAUGAAGAUAACAGACAGCAUAGAGGACCGAGGUCUUCUGGAAAGCAGCAUGCGCCUGAAGCCGCAUGAAGCACAAAGUUACCGCAAGAAAGCUCUGUGGGUGUCCUGGGUGUCCAUAGCAAUCACUAUCGUCUUGGCCAUCGUCGCUUUCACCGUUUCCAUCAUGCGCCACAGCGCUUCAGCUUUUGGAUUCGCCUUUGACGCCACGCUGGACGUGCUGUCCUCUGUCAUCGUACUGUGGCGGUACAGCAACGCCGCAGCCGUCCACUCAGCACACCGCGAAUACAUAGCCUGCGUUAUCCUGGGUGUGAUUUUCAUCCUGUCCUCCCUGUGCAUUCUGGGCAAGGCCAUCCACGAUCUAGCCACCAAGCUGCUACCUGAAGUGGAUGGAUUCCUCUUCAGCGUGUCCAUCGUUAGUGGCGUGGUGUGCAUCAUCCUGUCUGUGAUAAAGUUUUUCCUUGGCAAAGUGCUCACGAGCCGAGCUCUCAUCACUGAUGGAUUCAACUCACUGGUUGGGGGGGUCAUGGGAUUCUCCAUCCUCAUCAGUGCUGAAGUGUUCAAGCAUGAACCCAAGGUGUGGUACCUGGAUGGGACAAUAGGCGUCCUCAUAGGUCUCAUCAUCCUCGCCUAUGGAGUCAAGCUGCUGCUGGACAUGGUCCCACGGGUCCGUCAGACCAGGAACUACGAGCGUUUUGAGUGACGGACCACAGAGGAAAAGAAAGAGGGAGAAGAGGAGGGUUUGGAAGUUUGGGCUGACUGACUGACUGGAGAGGGACGGGGAUUAAAAUCCCUGCAGUCUCUUCAUAGACAAUCACACUGAGUCCUCACUUUGUCAGCAGAGGCUUCAGUGUCUGUAUAGUCCUUUCGUUCAAAGAUUUGAACUGAAGAUGACGAAGUCUUGGCACCUUUUAAGUGUUUUACAAUUUGGUGUAUAUAUAAUAUCUUUGUCUGUCUUUAAAAAAGUUAACGGGGCAGUCUGUUCUUUCAUGCCUCUAUAUUUAAACUAGAAGGUUAACUGUGAAAGAGUUGAACUCACUUAAAAAACAAAAAAAAAUGUUGUUGACUCAGUUGUAGAAGAGACAGAAAUGACCAAACAGGACAGGGACGAGCUUGGACUGCAGCGUGCUGGAGGCGUGUGGACUCAGAGAGUCCAUAACUCUUUAAAAGCAGCAGAUUUUUGUACAGCACGUUGAUGUACAAUACCUCAGUUACACCUCAUCGCCCUGUCAAAACACAGCAGUUUAUUUUUCCCAUGGUUCCUAGAGGCCUUUGCUCAGCUGUGCUAUAAAAUGUUGCAAUCUGAUUGAUGUAGCUGAUGUAGCAGUGGAGUAUUAAUGGUGUUUUGCCUUUUUUAUGACUAGAGAAGAUAUCAAUAAAAGUUCCAUUUGGCAUAGCAGGUAUACAAGCACACACACAACCACACACACACACAGUGAGGCUCAGUAACGUGAUGUGCUAUUUACAAUAUUUAUCUAGACUGUUGUGACGGGAGCAGGGAAGCCUGGAGUGGGCACUGUUUCAGCAGCCUAAUGCCAACACAGUCAGGUUUACAGUCCUAGAGGAUAAAAAUCAUUUUUGGCAUUCAGUCAGAUGACCUGAGUCAGCCUCCGCUGAAACAAAAACAGAAGGCAAACGUUCAAAAGCAGCUCUGUUUACAUCAGGUUCCCCACCUCUUUUGUUUCUGCAGCUUAAACCCAAGGAUAUCAGAUUUACAUUCACAACUUGUGCCAUCUAGUGACCAGAAGAGGUAACGCAGCUGCAGGUCCAUGACCACCCUCCCCCUGAGAAAGAUCUGCAGCUAGUCUAAAGUUUGUUUUAAAGUUCAACCCCGCAACUUUUUAGUCAUCAAAUUCACAGUAUAAACAUGUGAGACAAAGGACGGAAGAAACCAAUAAAAGAGGAACAAAAGCAACAUACCACUUCAGUGAUCGAUGAGAACAUCCUUAAAAUCAGACAAACAUCAGAAGUAAAGAAUCCAAAUGAGACAGUGAAACAGAGUUUGUGGCUCAUCAGAGACAGCUUGCUGACAGUGGACCUGAUCGGGUUCAGAGAGUUUGGUCAUUAGUAUUAUUGGAAAACACCUGCGAUGACCCGACUACUUCAUGUCCAAACAGCUGCUGUGAAAAAAAAAGGUCUAUUGUUGAGGAGUAUCAUGCAGGGAUUGUAGAGCUUUCAGGGAACAUUUAUGAGUUUUGUUUCUGUUCCUGAUCCUGAAUCGGCAGCUUUAGUUUGGGAUUGAGGGUAAAUGUUUCUCAUGUGAUUGGUGACUUUGACGUUUCAGCUGAUAAGAGCCAUACAUUUCCUCUAAUCAGUGCAAAAGCACCUACGGUACCAAAAGUGAAGAUUAGGAUGGACGCUAGAAACUUAUCAUACUGUGAAGGAUUACACACCAGAAACUAAAUGAUUGUUGGGAAAUACUGUGUGCACUCUGCAUGAAUCAAAGACCAAACUGUCCACACUGUCCAACAGGACACAUCAUGUCUGUUUCAGUUGUUUUUGAGCCAUGACUUUGUCAAACAUGCUUUGACUUUGUCACUUUGUAACUGUUUUUGUACAUGAUGCCUGAUCUUUUUUUGGGGGGGGCACCACGACAGUGAAACAUCGCCCACACACUGCACUGCGAUGAUAUUUGAUCUUCUCGAUGUUGCAUCCAGUGUCACUUCUUGUUUUAGGAUUUAAAAGGGCAGCUCCUGAUCUUUGUGGUGAAUUAGGUAUGUUGACUUGUAGAGUUAAUAACAGUAAUAAACCUGGUGGAUGUUUAUUAUUAUUAUUAUUUACUGAUGAAUUUAUGACUAAAGGAAACAAGCUUUUUAUACAGGAUAUUCUGAUAUUGGUCCGUCGGCCUGCCUGUAGAUGUGAAUAUGCGGAAAAGCACAAAACUGAGAUUUUACUGAAGCACAGCAGCCACUAAACUACUCACAGACCUUGAGAUGGUUAUUUCCUAAAGUAUGGAAUAACACCUGAUGGUGUUUUCAUCCCACCUGUGCUCGUUUUUUUUUAGCUCCAACGCCUUAAAUCUUACUGAUCAGUGUUUGGUGACUGUGGGAUGUGAAUGUAACAAUCAGUUUGAUGAUCAGGCAGCAGGAGGGAGUUCAUUCGUCGUCCUCAAGUCUGUGUUUGCUGCAGUGGCUGUAACUGAAUGUACACACUGUGAUGUGAAACUAGUUUAUACGGCGCACAAAUACAUAGCCUUUAGUCACAUUUUUAGGUUUAUCUGAUAACAACAGUGGUGUUUUUUUGUUUUUGUUUUUUUUAAAGGUGAUGAGAAUCAGUUUUUGGGGUUAUACUUGUGGCUGACAUGUGUAGGCGUGCAACAGGACACGUUGAGCGCAGUUCAAGACUUUUUAGAAGCACAGAAAGAUGUUUUGAAGGGAUAUUAUAAUCAUGUUGGGCUGAAGUUAAACAAACAAAUCCAUUAUGUUAUUAUUAUCCACAUAAGCACACAAUAGCCUCUGUUAAACUCAUUUGCCUGCUCUCAAACUCUUGGACUCAAAUGAAAUUACUCUUCACGGGGUAAUAAUUCCUCUGCAAAGUAAUUUAUGCUCUUGGAAAAAAAAAAGUCUUCGGAAGCACAUAAAUCUGCGCUCAAAUUGUCCCAUCGCACACUAACUAAUGAAACAAGUACACACACACACACACACACACACACACUGUGGGAUUCCAGCUGCUGACUGUACUUUUCUGUGCCGGUGUAAAUACUGAAUCUGUAUUGCUGUGAUGUAAAAUAAAUAUUAAACCAGAGUCGGAGCCUUUUGUCACAGAAAAAAGGUUUAUUUAAAAAUAAAGUUAUAUCCCUCUUACUCGUCAAGGACUGUGAAAAACCAAAACAUGUUGUCGUUGCGUUAUUCACCUCCCGCUUGCUCGGACCACAAUCAUCAACACUCUGCUGUUUCAGACACUGACAGCUUCAAACAAGGGUGGAGAUUGAAAGAACACAGAUUGAUACAUGGAUGACUGUAAGUAGCAGGAUUUCUUUCUUUUUUUUUUGUAAUGCAUUGGAUGCAGUUUUGUUCUACACAACCUUUGCUGAUGGCACGGUGUUCCAGUUUUUCCAGGAACAGACGGAGCCGAUCUCUCCUGAAACCAAACAGUUGAUGGACAGCAUGCUUUGAAACAUAAAGGAAAUAAGGCUUUUACUGCAACAAAACAGGUUCGACUGUCUUGAGAGCUGUUCACGGAGAAAGACAUCACUGUUCUUUCUAUUAAAUGGAGGUCAGAAUGUUUGUUAACACUCGGUUUUCUGAUUUGAAUCAUUACGGACUCUGACACAUAUGAAGACAAGUGUGGUCAUCUUCUAGAUUUUUCUUACUGUCAACCAAUCUCAGGAAAAGAGCAAAACAAUAAAAGUAUCCAGAGCCUCUGUGGAGUGGAAAACGACAUGAUCAUGGGCAUAGAUAUUCUCUAGAGCAAAUGAAAAUAGUCCCCAACAGAUUCACAAUUUACCCCCUUUUGAGUAAAGUUUGCUAAAAAACUACAACGCCCAGCUGUCUUAGUAAAUCACCUGCGAGCCGUCUUUAGUAGUCAUGGGAUUUGUUGACAGUAACAAAACUACAGAAUAUGGUGAACCUUUAAAAAUCACCGCAGGAAGUCGCGUGCACAAAAUCAAAAACACAGACGACUGCUGUGAGUGAUCCGGGUUAAGCCCGAGAAAUCUAGAAAACCCACUGUGUCGUACAUGUGCUACUCCAAAACACCAAAUCUCACAUGUAAUCUGAUUACUACAGAACAUGUCUGUAGUCUUCUGGUGUAACACUUAAGUUUCUCAUGUUCCUAUAAUAACUAAUCAAUAUACUUUCUCCAAGUCAACCAAACUAAUUGUGAGGUUUGAAGCAAUUAAAUUAAAUGAUUUAUAUUAGGUUAAAACAUUUGAAUGAAUUUAAUUCAACUUAAAAAUAAAACUUUUACUUUUUUUUCUGAUAAAAGGUGUGACUCCCCCCCAUCACGUUCACAUGUUGGCCCUCAGCCCUGACAAACCUCAGCGGCCUGAGCGAUGAUGAGAACAGAAGCAGGCAGAACCAAAAGUUAACAAUGAAAAAGGCACAUCAUGUUCUUUGAAACACUAACUUGGCGGCAGAUCACUGACCUGUUUUAAAAAAGUAAAAAAACAAAACA
This is a messenger RNA of Larimichthys crocea (large yellow croaker), 5535 nucleotides long. Its product is annotated as transmembrane protein 163. Bases 110 to 1123 code for a protein of 337 amino acids. Gene Ontology annotation, molecular function: zinc ion binding. Lineage: Eukaryota; Metazoa; Chordata; Actinopteri; Sciaenidae. The transcript has 9 exons. The record is from RefSeq and is a predicted model, not a curated record. Gene Ontology annotation, cellular component: synaptic vesicle membrane.